Molecule: messenger RNA, 1050 nt
Organism: Cyanidioschyzon merolae strain 10D
Lineage: Eukaryota; Rhodophyta; Bangiophyceae; Cyanidiales; Cyanidiaceae
Exons: 1
Coding region: 1-1050 (349 amino acids)
Source: RefSeq, a predicted model, not a curated record
AUGUCGCAGUCGCCAACGUACCAGCCGCUCCGCCUCUCCGUGAUCAUCCCCGCCUUGAACGAAGCUCAAGUCAUUGCUAGAGCCAUUGAGAGUGUUUAUGAUAGGGCCGUACGGCAGAGAGCAGCAGUCGAGUCGCUGCGUCCGAGCUGCGAGCAGAGCCUCGUGUUGCACGAGGUCUUGCUCGUAGACGGCGGCUCGGUAGAUGACACUUGCUCGAGGGCGAAGCGAUUGGCUCAGCGCUCGGCCUACAAGAACUUCCGAAUCGUUCAUCUUCCAAGCACACAGCGCACGUGUCGCGCAAACCAGCAGAACUGGGGUGCACGACUAGCACAGGGCGAUAUCCUGCUCUUUCUGCACGCGGAUACCACGCUGCCGUUCCAAUAUCCACAGGUUAUUGCCCGGACGCUCGGUUUGAUUCAGACCAACACCAGUGGCGAGUCUAAGGCGAGGAUGCGUCAUCCGGCACUCGGCGCCUUCUCGCUGGAGUUUACAGAGAGUUCCUGGGUACUGCGCUUGGUAGCCUGGGGCGCGAACUUGCGUUCACGUCUUUUCCGAGCGCCCUAUGGUGAUCAGGGUAUUUUUCUCAGGAAGCAGACAUUUCAGGAUCUCGAGGGGUUCCCCGCCGACUGGCCACUUCUUGACGACGUUGCACUGGGACAUCGAGCGCUUCGACGCUUCGGCUGGGGCAAUGCAUGCCGCAUAGCACCCGAGCAUGUACAGACCAGCGCUCGCCGUUACCAAAAGCUCGGUGUCCUCAACACAGUGCUCCUUAAUCAGUGUAUCCUGCUGGGGUUCGCACUGGGCGUCCCAGUGGAUGCGCUCGCUCGAUGGUAUCGUGCACCCCGCACCCUUAUACGUGACGCUCUGCUGAGGACGCACAUGCACGAGAAUCUGUCCCCAGCGGUGACGUUGCGUCUACGUCGACCAUCACCGACAGAGGCAUUCACUGUCGCGCGGGAAAUGCAGGCUCACCACCGAGCUUGGAUAUCGAUACCUUCGAUAUUUCACCAAAAUGGUGCCGCACAAGAAAAACCAACGGCCUCUGCAUAG